Molecule: messenger RNA, 1401 nt
Organism: Lichtheimia ornata
Lineage: Eukaryota; Fungi; Mucoromycota; Mucoromycetes; Mucorales; Lichtheimiaceae
Exons: 1
Coding region: 1-1401 (466 amino acids)
Source: RefSeq, a predicted model, not a curated record
AUGUCCUUAUAUACCCUUCCUUUCGCUGAACCUAUACUAAUGGAAGAUGAUACACCCAUCGAUCCUUGGAUUAACGACCUAUACGAAUUUCCACCACUUUCCAAAAUGUCACCUCCUCCCACGGCACGUUCCCAUUCAUCAUCAUCAUCAAGUCGCCAAUCCAGCAGUAGCGAAUGGGACAUAUUAUCCCUAGAACAUGAAAAUGAUGACUGGGUAGAUCUUUGUAACGAUAUUAGGCCCACAUUUGCGGAUGUGGCUGAAGCUGCUGGUGUGUACCAUGAGCCUAUUCCUACUACCCAGCACUCCUUGAUUUGUUUCCGGUGGUCACAUGGAUCAUUAAAGCAUCGCCCUCAUCCCAAACAAGCUCAACAAGAAGAUUUUAAUGAAGACAAUGACUACGAUUCAUUGUUGAAUGACUUGUACGACGACCACAAAUCGCAAGCUCGUAACGCAAAUCGACGUACUCCAUACAUCCAAAGACGUAGACAAAAUGUUCAAGAGGUAAUCCUUCGGCGUGAUCUUCGUUCACUACCUCAAGUACAUGAAAAAUACAAUCGACGACUGACCAAGGUGGAAAAUGCCAUGGCAACAACAUGUGCCAAGCGUGAAAUUGCCCACAACAACUGGAGAUCUGCUCUAGUACUUGAAAACCCAUCCAAGGUACAAGAGGAUUUAACUUUGCCAUCAUCCAUCGAUCAUCCAUUACCACCACGAGCCACGAUCCAAGCACCUUAUACACAUGUUAUUGUUCAACGUCGUCGAAAACGUCGUCGUCGUCGUACCGUUUAUACACAAACCACCAAAGUGCCAACUGAUUUGCCUGCAGAGUAUACGACAUUUUACCGUGUAUUGGUACAGGAACUUUUACAACGACAACUAGUAUCCUCCCUUGACGAUGAUGAAGGCGGUGAUAUCAUUGACGCGGUAUUAAAUCAACCGAUUGGUUGGCGUUUUGGUGCUCGCGACUCAUAUAACAACAAGGCAUUCGUCUACCAUGAGCUGAAAAAGAUACUGGCAUCCGAUCUCCGCACUUGGCACAUCAGCUACUUUGACUUUGAAGAAUGCAAUGUGUCGUUUGAAGAGUAUCUUGAGUACAUGCGUGAGAUAGAUCGCAUUGUCAAGGAGGAAUUCAAACCAAACGCCAACGUCGGCUUUUAUCCUUCAAGGUGGAUGUCCUGUAGCAGAAUCCUCAGUAUCCUUUAUCUCAAAGAUAUUUUCAAGAUGAACCAUGAACGUCGUCGACUCGAGCAUGUCUUGGAUGAUAUCAACAAAAAUGACGCACUCAAGACAUUGUAUAAGGCUAUCAGCAAGAAUGGAUCAAAACACGCAUCAUCUCGUGAUAAGCAGUUAAGAAAACGUCUUAUUAAGCACUUUUUGGAGCAGUGGACAUCUUGUAAAUAA